This is a messenger RNA of Vicia villosa (hairy vetch), 800 nucleotides long. RefSeq lists its product as uncharacterized. NCBI's taxonomy places the organism in Eukaryota, Viridiplantae, Streptophyta, Magnoliopsida, Fabales, Fabaceae. Bases 230 to 607 code for a protein of 125 amino acids. The record is from RefSeq and is a predicted model, not a curated record. The transcript has 2 exons.
AACUGUGAUACCUCUAUUAAUCUAAAAAAAAAAAAAAAAACUGCUUAUCAACAUGCACAAACACGUCUCUAGUUACCUCUCAAUAGGUGUUAAUGUCCCACUUUUCUUACAAACAGCCAAAUUGUUACCAUACAAAAUGUGUAUUACUUAGCAAGCUCUCUUUGUUCACUAUAAAUAGCCACUGACUGAAUUAAUAUUUGACUACAAUUAAACUUUUAUUUGAUGCAAGAUGAAAACUAAGUCUUUUAUUUUCGUGUUCUCUCUUUGUGCACUAAUUUAUAUCUCCUUAUCACAAAUUGAGCAAUCUAAAGAUGGAAAACAAUCUGGUGUUACUAAAGAAUUCAAAACAAAAGUUGUGAUAGAUAAGGACGGAGGCAUGGGAGGUGGACACGAAGGAGACUACGGAGGAGGGUAUGUUGAUGGUGAUUGGGGAGGUGGAGGAGGAUACGGAGGAGGUUGGGAAGGAGAAGAAAAUGAAGGAGGUUGCGAAGGAGGAGAAGGUGGAGAAGGAAACGACGAAGGUUGGGGAGAAGUUGGAGGAACCGAAGCAGGUUUCGGGGGAGAAAAUGAAGGAGGUAGAAACGAAAAGCCUGGAGAAGGAGCAUGAAAACCAGGAGAAAUUAGUCUGACCUAUAAGAAAAAGAUUAUGAGUUGUAACUGUGAUGGAAAAUUUUACUAUGUGGCUUAUUUAGAAGUUAGUGUAUCAUGUUAUGUAUUUUGAACUUGUGUUGAGAAACAUGUAAACUGGCAUAUCAUGUGUUCAUGUCUGCUAUAGUUAACCAGAUGCAUUUUUCUAUGAA